UGGCACCUCGGAAAUGGUGGCAUCUUUACAGACAGUUACUGCAACAUCUGCAAUGCACAGCUGAUCUCCGAAUCCCAGAGGGUCGCACACUACGAGAGUAAGAAACAUGCCAACAAGGUUCGGCUCUUCUACAUGCUGCACCCAGAGGAUGGAGGACCUCCCUCCAAGAGACUGCGCCCUGACAACCCGGAAAGUGAUGCGAGUGAAGUGGACAGGAACAAGUGCUGCACGCUCUGCAACAUGUUCUUCACGUCAGCUAUUGUGGCCCAGUCCCAUUACCAGGGCAAGACCCACGCCAAGAGAGUGCGGCUGGUCCUGGGGGAGCCUGCAAGCAUGCCCACCACUGUCAGCAGUCCAGACUCCACCUCCAUCGCAUCCCAGCCUGCUGACCAGCCUCCGCCGCCUAAGUGGCUCCCAGCCAAUGACAGCGAGGCAGGGAAGUUCUGCUGCCUAUGUGGCGCCUGGUUCAACAACCCGCUGAUGGCACAACAGCACUAUGAGGGCAAGAAACACAAGAGGAAUGCAGCUCGGGCACGACUCCUGGAACAGCUAACAGGCAGCCUGGGAGCAACAGAAACCACAGCGCUGAGAAGCAGAUAUUCGUGUACCGUGUGCAACGUGGUCCUGAACUCCAUCGAACAGUACCACGCACACCUUCAGGGAUCCAAACACCAGAACAACUUGAAGCAGCAGCAGUGAGAUCCUGCAGCCCCUAUCUGUGGGGCCAAGUGUUUCAUAGGGGAGAAGACAGCAUCUCUAUCUAGAAAUGUUCUGGGAAAGAUUCCUGUGCUGUUGGAAGAACAGCCAGCUCCACUUGUGGUCAGCCAUUUCCACUGAAACACAUAUUGCACCAAGCCUUACCCUGUCUGACUUUUCCUCUGAUAUGAAAUUCUUGAUUCUGCUGGUUGUCAGAGAUUUGUCAACAACAAAAAAAUCAUUACAGCAGUAAAGGUCACCCCAGCAUCAACGUGCUGGGGUUUUUGCACAGGACUGCAAUCAAAAAGUCAUCGAAACAGACAAGGCCAAUGAACAUUAACUGCAUUCACAAAGUCUGGCCUAGUUCAGCGUAUACAGAGUAUGACUUCAGUUCAAUAAUGUAAUCUAGGUUGUUUCAAAAUAUGUGUCUGGCCCUGUUCAGUUUUAGUAGGAGAUUCAGAAAUGUAUCCUAGAGCAUUGAUUUGCCAGAAGUGCAUUGCAAUGUAUUUACCAGCUGGCAAUAGCUUUAAGAAUACUUCCCAAUGGUCUUAUGCUAUAUUAGGCGCUUUUAACUCAUAUUUCUCAGAUCUUUAUAAUA
This is a messenger RNA of Polyodon spathula (Mississippi paddlefish), 1294 nucleotides long. Its product is annotated as zinc finger protein. The annotation marks the transcript as partial. Gene Ontology annotation, molecular function: nucleic acid binding; zinc ion binding. The transcript is spliced from 6 exons. NCBI's taxonomy places the organism in Eukaryota, Metazoa, Chordata, Actinopteri, Acipenseriformes, Polyodontidae. The record is from RefSeq and is a predicted model, not a curated record.